Molecule: messenger RNA, 2763 nt
Organism: Sclerotinia borealis F-4128
Lineage: Eukaryota; Fungi; Ascomycota; Leotiomycetes; Helotiales; Sclerotiniaceae
Source: the annotation of a GenBank genome assembly
AUGGCAAUCAAGGCGUUGUCAGAAUCAACAAUUCAUCUCUUAGGUUCUUCUCAAGUUCUUACCACACCUACGUCUCUCAUCAAGGAGCUCAUUGACAAUGCCCUUGAUGCCAAAGCUACAAGUAUUGAUAUUCUUAUUUCUCAAAAUACCAUCGAUAAGAUAGAAGUUCGCGAUAAUGGACAUGGUAUUCAAUCCGACGAUCUUGAUGCGUUGGGGAGACGCGGCCACACUUCCAAAUUGACCACAUUUACGGAGCUCAGGAAUGUAGGUGGCAGAAGUCUGGGGUUUCGGGGAGAGGCGUUGGCAUCUGCUUGUCAACUUGGUGAUGUCUCGGUCACCACAAAGAUGGAUGGCGAACCGGUUGCAAUGUGUGUGGCUUUAAAGGCACUAGGUGGUAUCCAAUCACAAUCUCGAAUUUCUCAUCCGGUUGGAACAACAGUCUGUGUGAUGAACUUCAUGUCGAAGUUACCUGUUAGGAAGCAAACAGCCCUGAAAGAAGCACCAAAAACGAUUAGCAAAAUCCAAGAGCUGGUACAGAGGUAUGCUCUAGCACGACUUUCCAUUAAGCUUACCCUGAAGAUUAUAAAGGGCACUAAGGGUGCAUGGUCGUAUACACCUCGUCCACAUGGCUGCAUCAAAAAUUCAGUGUUUCUUGUUGUUGGUCGAGACGCUGCUCUACAAUGUUCUGAAGCAUCAAUAGUAUUUCCCGAAUUACCUGGUCAUGACUUUGGUGCACGCGAGGGCGCGGUUGUCCCAGCUGAUCUCAACAAUCUUGCAAAUGGGCUGGUGACUUCUCACUUUCGCCUUGAAGCCUUUCUCCCCCGACCUGAUGCAGAUCAAGGUAAAGUAGGAAGCGGACAAUAUUUAUCCGUUGAUUCCAGACCAGUAGCGUCCGAAAAGGGGACCAUGAAGAAGAUUGUGACCAUUUUCAAGAAAUAUCUUCGAAGCGGGUUGGCAGAGCCUUCUUCAGAGAAGAUCAAGAACCCCUUCAUGCGUCUCAACAUUGUUUGUCCUGAAGCAAGUUACGACCCAAAUGUUGAACCCGCUAAGGAUGAUAUUCUUUUCGAGAAUGAGACGCUCGUGCUGGAAGUGGCGGAGAAAUUGUUCAAGAAUUUCUAUGGAGAGUGCGGUGCGGUGAUGUCAAGACUAGAAAAGAACAACAUCGAGAGUAACCCCAAUGGGUUCGAUGUCCUUCUUGCCCGAAAGCCUCAGCAGAAUUCUUCAACGCCUUCGUCUAUUUUCGACGCGCCCGAAGACACUCCUUUAACCGCUACCUCUAAGCCAAAUAUCGUGUUCAAUGCUUGUCCCGUGACUACUACCGUUGCCUUAAAGUUGGCAGAGUCCGAAGACUAUGAAAUUCCCGAGGAAUCAAGUGCCCCUGGGAAGCGCAGAUGGGGAAGUGAUAUGUCUCACGACUACACAGAAUAUACAGAUGAUUUCCGUUCUCCAUUCUCUGUUGAUAAAACGCCGAAGCAACCUGGCUUGAAUAGCAAUUGGCGAUCUGGUUCAACGAAUUUGAAUCCUUGGGUCAUUGCCAAAAUGACUGCUCCAAUUCAGAAUGGAACUGCCACAAGUUCUAGCAACAUUAACACAAACUCAAGCUCAGCAAUAUUACUCAACUCAGUUGAAAACAGCCCUUUCCAAGAUGAGUCCCCCCGGCCGGCUACUACUGCUCUCACACCUUUGCAAAACCGCCACGGCGACAAUAUCAAUGCUAGCAUGGCAGAGAUCCUACAGUCGCACUCAGACUUUAGGAGACACAUUCACGGUGAUUCGAUGCAGCCGGGUAAGUUCUCUAAUCCAAUCACUGAGCAUGAUCUUCCCGAAAUUCACCACCGGCAUAAUCACCUGAACAAUAAUGGAUUCACCACGGCCACGAAUUUUGUUGAAAACUCUUUAAUGUCACCUCCCAACACAUCUCCAAAUAUGCAACGGCAAAAACAAACGAGAGCUCGAGGAUCAAAUCUGCCAUUCGUACCUCCUUUCCGAACACCAAACUGUAGCGGUGUAUCGGUUGGUCGUGCUCAAACACAGCUAGCGCUUUCUUACCAGCCCUUUCAAGUACAAAGAGAGGCACGUCAUCCACCUGCUGCGGCUACAAAUCCAGCCCCGGAAGCACAACAGCUGAAUCCUGAGCUAGAGUGGGCUAUGGACUUUGAACAUAGAAAAGAGAGCGCAACUCAACGUCGCAGAGAUGAGCUUCAAGCUAUGCGAGAGGCAUUUCAACAGCCACCCGCUACAAGUCAAGCUUCUUCACGGCCAUCUCCUCACAAGAAUCGUUACAAUGCUGCUUUAACCAGUCUUGAAACAUCCCAAGAGAAUACGAGGAUUUCUUCAGAGUCAAACAACGAAAGUGUCAACACCUCUCUUCCAGGUAGUGAUCCACGAGGUUACUUGAUCAAGCGACAGAAAUCGUUUUCUGUUUUGUCUAGCAUCACGGGAGGCCCCCGAAAGUUGAAGCGGGCCCAGACAUUACGCCUUCCCUUGGAAUCGAUACCCGGAGACUUACAAACUCAUCGACUUGUCCAAACGGUGCAGAGUGACCUUGAUGCAAUCUCAAAGCUUGCCAUGGAGACAUCGAAGGAGGAUACGUAUGUUCGUCGUGGAACGCAAGCAUCUGGCCUUGAAAUGACUGCUACAGAGAAAGAGGCUACGGGAAAGAAACUGUAUCUUGUUUCCCAGGUAUGGAUGAACUCUGAUAGAGGAGAGAAGUGUGAUAUUGAAUUUGUAUUUGGUGGACCGAGUUCGCUUAGCGGUGCUUAA